UCCCGAUGAGCCAACCAUAUUGCCUAUCGAAGAGCCUGGCCACUCAAGAGAAAGGAGUGCGUCAGAGACUCUCAGCUCUCAAAGAGUGUUUAAGAAGUCUUCGCCUAACAACAAGUUGACCCUCUACUUGGGCAGUCGAGACGUGGUCAUCUCAACCACUAGCAUUGACAGGAUACAGGGUGUGAUACUCGCUGAUCCUGAGUUUCUUGCUGACAGAAAGAUAUUCGGGCAGGUGACAUUGACAUUCCGGUAUGGCCGGGAAGACGAAGAGGUGAUGGGACUCAAGUUCUGCAACGAGGCAAUCAUGUGUCUCGCCCAGCUGCAUCCCCCCCACGAGCGGGCACCCCACGAGCCCAACACACCCCUACAAGACGCCUUGCUGAAGCGCCUGGGUCCGAACGCACACCCGUUCACGAUGGACGUGACUCACCUGGCGCCGCCCUCAGUGCAGCUGGUCCCCGCCAAGGAGUACAACGGUGCGCCAAUUGGCACCAGCUAUGACGUCAGAGCUUAUGCAGCCGACAGAGCUGACGAGAAGCUUCACCGACGCAGCACAGUCCGCAUGGGCAUCAGGGUGGUGCAGCUAGCCAGAGCGCCCCCGCUGCCAUUGGCCGUGCACCGGGCGGCCGCCACCGACGGGGGCGGCGAUGAGGCGGAGGCGGCAGCUGGGGUGGCCAACGCCAACCUUAAGCCGCCCCACGCGUUCGUCGAGAAGCCCUUCCUGCUGAGUGACGGUCGUCUGCAGCUGCAUGCGUCCCUCGACAAGGCCAUCUACUGUCACGGCGACACCGUCAUAGUCAAUGUCAACCUCACCAACACCACCAACAAGACUGUGCGCAGGAUCAAGGUGUUUGUGGUUCAACAUGUGGACGUGUGCAUGUUCUCGAACGGGAAAUUCAAGAACGUUGUGGCCCUGAUAAACAGCAAGGACGAAUGCCCGCUGGGUCCAGGGUCGUCGCUCAACAAGUCCUACUCGCUGAAUCCCGCCAAGGGCGCCACGAAGAACUGGAUCGCCUUGGAGGACUCCUACAGUAAAAACAAUGCUUCACUCGCCUCAACCGUCACAUGUAAUUCACCAGACGAGAGGAACGUCUUCGCUAUUUACGUUUCGUACUAUGUCAAGGUGAAACUUAUGAUGGGAGCGAUGGGAGGCGAAUUGUCUCUAAAACUGCCCUUCACACUGAUGCACUCCCCGUCAGACCCAGACACGUGUCAGAGCACACCUCUGCCCCGCGUCUCCAUGCCUGUCGCCGCGACGCGGGCCGCCAACGGAGAACACACCCUCGACGACGCCGACGUCAUACUCAAGUGCGACGACGAAGAGGAAGACCAAGAGGAAGAGGCAAAGGAAGAGGAAGAAACAGACAACCGAUCGAAAGACAACACCUGAUCGACAGUUCACCUUCCUCCCAAGGAGGAUGGUAAAUCGAAAAAGAUCGAAGAUCUCAACGGAACUGACGAUAUAAUAGUGACAGACAGUGAGCAAAUUAUUCCAACUACCAACCAUAAAAACCUCGAAAUAUCACCCAAAGUGACUGUGACUGGUCCCCCCAAAUCCUCUCCAAAAAAGUCUGAAACAAACGAACUGAAACUACAGCGCGCGUUCUGCUGUUUCUCAGUGAAGGAGUCGCCAUCACAGUGACAGAUUGACAGUCAUCGUGGACUACAGUCACUUUGUAAGCUCACAAUUUUAGUGACAGUCACCGCGUGAACAGUCACUAGAAGUCUCUUCACACUUAGCUAUACGACCUAUCUCUCAAUGUUACCGGUAAUUCUGUGCAAAGGCUAAAAAAGAACUUUCUACUGGUGAUAUUUUUCAAAGUUUUUCGAUUUUAUGUAUAUCAUCAAGCUAUCAAAAGUUUUCUCAGAAAUUUUUUCGAUCAUUGAUUUUGGAGAUAUGAGCGCCUCAAGUUCAAAUUUUAGGGACAGAGCAUUUCAAAUUCGGUAAGAGAUAAAUCCAUGAGAUUCAGAGGAUAAAUUUUC
Nilaparvata lugens (brown planthopper) is the source of this 1983-nucleotide messenger RNA. Its product is annotated as arrestin homolog. The transcript is spliced from 8 exons. The record is from RefSeq and is a predicted model, not a curated record. NCBI's taxonomy places the organism in Eukaryota, Metazoa, Arthropoda, Insecta, Hemiptera, Delphacidae. Gene Ontology annotation, cellular component: cytoplasm. Bases 275 to 1390 code for a protein of 371 amino acids. Gene Ontology annotation, molecular function: G protein-coupled receptor binding. Gene Ontology annotation, biological process: G protein-coupled receptor internalization; signal transduction.